This is a messenger RNA of Theobroma cacao (cacao), 2779 nucleotides long. Its product is annotated as transcription factor HHO6-like. Gene Ontology annotation, molecular function: DNA binding; DNA-binding transcription factor activity. Gene Ontology annotation, biological process: regulation of DNA-templated transcription. The record is from RefSeq and is a predicted model, not a curated record. Lineage: Eukaryota; Viridiplantae; Streptophyta; Magnoliopsida; Malvales; Malvaceae.
UCAUAUCCAAGAAACCAAAUUUAACUUCUUUUUUCUUUUCUUUCAUUUCCUCUCUUUCCAAACAACAAACACUUCUCUCUCACUCUACACAUUAUUAUUUGUAAAUAAAUAAAUCUCUUUACCCUCUCUAUAUAUUCAUCCAUAGAUCUCAGCAUUUGCCUUCCUCCUUCAUUUCACCUCCCUUCUUUCUUAGCUUCAAUAGACCCAGAAGACAAACAAAAAGGCCAAAGGAAGGAAAGGUAGGAAGAGACAGAGAAAGGAUAAGUAUUGUGAGAGACAAAGAAGGGAUCGAAAAUGGGUUCGGUUCCACCAGAACUGAGCUUGGAUUUUAGACCAACUUUUGUACCCAAAACGAUCAGUAAUUUCCUCAAGGAGGUUUCAAUGGUCGGAAACGUUUCUGACAAGGUUUCAAAAGUCGAUGCUUUUGUCAAAGGAUUGGAAGAAGAAAUGAGAAAGAUCGAUGCUUUUAAACGUGAACUUCCUCUUUGCAUGCUCCUUUUGAAUGAUGCAAUUGUAGCUUUGAAAGAGGAGUCAAUGCAAUGUGUAACAAGAAAUGUUGAACCAGUUUUAGAAGAAUUUAUUCCGUUGAAGAACAACAAGAAGGAAACUAAACACAGUGAAGAAGAUGGUGCAUCAAUUACCACCAAAAAGGAUAAAGAUCCUAACAACAACAACUACAAUAUUAAUAAAGACAAGAAAAAUUGGAUGAGUUCCGUUCAGCUUUGGAACACUGAUGAUGAUGAUUAUCGCUCCACUGAUCACAAACUAGACACUAAGAGAAACGAUGAAGAUCCAUUCCAAGGAUGUAAAAACAGGGGAUCAGCGAGGGCAUUUAUGCCAUUCAAGCCAAAUUUGGGUUUCGCAGUGAGGAAAGAAGAAAAAGAGGAGAUACCAGUUCACGGACUAACGCUUUUGACUCCUGGAAUCAAGAAUCUGAAAGAGGAAUCAGGUUCCACAGGAUCCAGGACAAGUUGUAGCAGAGCAGUUUCAUCUUCUGCCCCCAAUGCUCAGUCGAAUUUUCGGUCUGGACCACAGCCGCUGGCCCAUCACCUGCAGCAGCAGCAGCAACAACAGCAGACUGCUAGGAAGCAAAGGAGGUGCUGGUCACCUGAGUUGCAUCGCCGGUUUGUCAAUGCCUUGCAGCAGUUAGGAGGCUCUCAAGUGGCCACCCCAAAGCAGAUUAGGGAACUUAUGCAAGUAGAUGGCUUGACCAAUGAUGAAGUUAAGAGUCAUUUGCAGAAAUAUAGACUUCACACAAGAAGACUUCCACCUUCUACAACCACCCCUGCUAAUCAAUCAGUCGUUGUUUUGGGGAGUGGUCUGUGGAUAUCCCAAGAUCAGUAUGGAGAAUCCUCAAAGGGGAGCAGUUCUCAGUCUGGUUCUCCUCAAGGUCCUCUGCUAUUAGCCGCAAAUACUGGAGGGACCUCCACUACAGGAGGUGACAGUAUGGAAGAUGAUGAAGAUGCAAAAUCUGAGAGCUAUAGCUGGAAAAGCCAUAUUCACAAACCUGGAAAAGAUGAUGUAUAGAGUUUAUCCACCAUGAAUUUUGCAGAUAAAAGUAUACAUGGGAGGAGUUCAUGACUACAAAAAAUUAUAUACUAUUACUAUAUAAUACAUAAAAGGAGAAGGAUCUUGAGAGAUGAGAGAGGCUGUUAAAUUUUGCAGGAUUAGAUUUCCUUCUAUCUUGAACUGAGUUUUGUUUUAUUCCGGAACUAGCACAAGAAUUCCAAUUAUGAUCCAUGUUUUCCGUGGAAGAAACGUGAGCGCUAUUCCCUUAUCAUAAAGCUAUGGCUUCUCCGUUAGAUUGAACCUAUGUUGGCUAGUGCUGUCUACUAUUUUGAGGUUUUAGAAAUGCCUCAAUGUCCAAGAAAUUGUCGUUAAAAUGGCUUCCUUUUGAUAGGUGUUUCUGCAGUUUAAUUGCAAGUACCCUGACAUGCUCCCGUAUCCAACUCAAUCCAAAGGCAAUUCAUUCAUCGUUCCAGUCUUUUUUCACUGAGACCUGUUGAGAGAGUGCUCUCACAAAGUUUCUUGAGUAUAAUGAUGAAGCUUGGUAAACGCUUUCAUCUUGUUAAACAGUCACGAAGAAGAAGCCAGAAAAUCAAAAAUUGACGUAGGUAGUCGCUCGUAUUCGCCUAAUCCGGGGCAGGUGAGCAGUAAAUCAGAGAUAUUCCAUUUGGUUGGUCAAUAGGUUUUCAGCUUUCUCAAAGAACUUUCUUGUGCUAAUUGUUCUGUUUACAUGCUUACCCUCCACUUUUCCCCGUGGAAAGAAUCUCAAAUCGUUUUUCUACAUAGGAGUACAAGUCCUAGAAAUGGCCUUGAAGCUUAAGCAAAGCAAACAUCUGCCUGUAAAGGUCCAACAAGGAAAGACUUGACCUCACAUUUUUCUACUGCCCCAUCUGGUGGGUCACUGAGUUUGGCCCUGGGGCACAUGGGAUUUCACCAGGUCUUCCCUAUAGAUACUUGGAUUUAUUAUUCCCAAUGGGUUAUAGUGGUGUUUUGGCAAUUAUUCAGUCCUUUCAAGGUCAGUAUGGUACUGACAAGGAUGGGCGUAAACAUUUGGAUGACCUUACUGAUUUCGAAAUUGUCAAUGUUUAGAUUGAUGGGUGACAGUGUUUUGGUCGUACAAGAAGACAGCAGAGGAUCCAGACCUAUCUUGGAAAGAAGAUUUUAGGGUGCUUAUUCCCUUAUUUGUCUUAUGGUUACGUACAAUCUCAAUUAUUCUAAGAUGCAGUUUCUUUUAUUUAAUGACAGCUGAAAAGAUAUGAGUGACAAACAAACA